Seriola aureovittata is the source of this 1347-nucleotide messenger RNA. Its product is annotated as transcription factor HES-1-like. The transcript is spliced from 2 exons. The record is from RefSeq and is a predicted model, not a curated record. Gene Ontology annotation, molecular function: RNA polymerase II cis-regulatory region sequence-specific DNA binding; DNA-binding transcription factor activity, RNA polymerase II-specific; protein dimerization activity. Gene Ontology annotation, biological process: anterior/posterior pattern specification; regulation of neurogenesis; regulation of transcription by RNA polymerase II. NCBI's taxonomy places the organism in Eukaryota, Metazoa, Chordata, Actinopteri, Carangiformes, Carangidae. The coding region runs from base 60 to 515 and encodes 151 amino acids. Gene Ontology annotation, cellular component: nucleus.
CUCCAGCCAGACCAAGACCCACACAUUCAUAUGGAGAUGUGGGACUAUAAAUAGGAGGCAUGAAGACAGCAGAGAUCAGAUUCUCUCUACAGAGACCUCGACAGCACACAGAUCCAGCCAUGGCACCUACAAUCACUGCACCAAUGACCAACUCUCAGGAGCAUCUGACUCUGACCCACAAGCUCAGAAAACCUCUGGUGGAGAAGUUACGCAGAGAGCGAAUCAACAGCAGCAUUGAACAGCUCAAGUCUCUGCUGGGUCCAGACUUCCUCAAACAGCAGUCAGACUCUAAGCUGGAGAAAGCAGACAUCCUGGAGAUGACAGUUUGCUUCCUGACACAGCUGCAGCAGCAGAAUCAACAGCAGAGAAGACUGCUGAACCUCGUCAACAAGCUGCAGUCUUCCUCUGAGAAGAACCUGAUGGAGGCUGACUUCUCUCUCCUGAGCUCCACAGUCCAGACCAGCAUCACCAAAGAGAUCAGGCCAGUCAACAGCGCCCUCUGGAGGCCGUGGUAGUCACUUACAGACUGGACUUACUACCAGACAAACUGAGAUGACCAUGUUGGUCAAAGAUUACUGCAACUGAAUUCUAUGAAAUUUAAGGACUUGUUCUUCUGUAUGAACAGAAGGCUGUUUAUAUACUUUUGUCUAUUUCAAACUUUCUUGUUAAGAAAAACAUCAUUUCCUGUGGAAAUAGUGAAACAGAGUGACAUUAUCUCUCAUAUUAAGAAUGAACCAAUGUCAUGCAUGGUGCAUGAAUCAUAUCAAACAUUAAGUAAAUGAGUUUUUACUAUGAUAAAUAACUUUUAUCACAUUAUGGUGGUACAUGAAAUGAAGUAUACUACUUCUUGAGUGUUGAUCAUCAUUUUGAUCAAACACUUGGAUUGUCCUUUGUGAGGACAUUUUGUCUCAAUUGACUUAAUUUCAAUGUCUUUGAUUACUAAGUAUGGAUCAGUUAUCAGGUCAAUGUGCAACUUCUUUAAAAUCCUUUUGUUGAAAAGGUUUGCUUCUGAUACAGUCUAAGACUGAAAUCCCAAUGAGCUUUUUUUGAGUGAAAAUGCAUUGCCUCACUUUGUGAUUAUCUAAACUUGAUCUGUUCUAAGAUCAGUAUUCUCCUUUGCUAUAAAGUGCAGAUCAUCUUCAUUUUAAUCUAUGUUUUAUGUAAAACUAACUGAUGAUGAUGAUGAAUCUCAUACUAUUUGUCUUUUGUAAAGACGACUGGUCCUCUACUCAUUUUGAGUGCAGUGUGCCUUGGACAUGUUACCAAGUUAUUGUUGUGAUAUGUCAUCACAUUUAUGUGCUUCCAGUAGGAGCUUUCAUAAAAUGCAUCACUGACUUCAUUUCAAUA